AUGGCGGCCACCAUAUCUUCCUGCCUGAGCGUCCUGCCCACCGUGCACCACCGGGGCAUCCCCAAUGCGGCACUGAUGAACACGCUUCAGCACCGUCGUCGUUCUUGCCGCUAUGUCGUCGUCGCCUCGGCGUGCACAACCGACCGGGCGGCCCCUGUGAUCGGGGACACGGGCCCCGGCUCUGUUCAGGCGGCGAAGCCGUCCGGGCAUUCUGACGACGGACAACUGGCCGCACGGUGGCGGGAGAUCCAUGGUAGCAACAACUGGGAGGGUCUCCUGGACCCCCUCGACGCGGUGCUCCGCGGCGAGCUCAUCCGCUACGGCGAGUUCGCGCAGGUCACCUACGACAGCUUCGACUACGACCGCUUCUCCCCCUACUGCGGCAGCUGCAAGUACCCGGCCAGGACCUUCUUCCACGACGUCGGCCUCGGCGGCGUCGGUUACGAGGUGAGCCGCUACCUCUACGCCACCUGCAACGGCCUCAAGCUCCCCAACUUCGCCAACCGGAAGCACACGGCCGCCGACGCCAAGCUGUGGAGCGAGUCCGGCACGUUCAUCGGGUACGUGGACGUGUCGACCGACGAGGAGACGGCGCGGCUCGGCCGCCGGGACAUCGCCUUGGCGUGGCGCGGCACGAUCACCCGCCUCGAGUGGGUGGCCGACCUGACGUCCGACCAGAUCCCGCUGCGCGAGACGGGCGUCCCGUGCCCGGACCCCGGUGUGAAGGUGGAGAGAGGGUUCGCGGCGCUGUACACGAACAAGGACGCCGACUGCCGGUUCUGCAGGUACUCGGCGAGGGAGCAGGCGCUGGCCGAGGUGCGCAAGCUGGUGGAGCUGUACCACGGGCGGGGCGAGCCGGUGAGCGUGAUGGUCACGGGCCACAGCCUGGGCAACGCGCUGGCGAUGCUGUGCGCCUUCGACGUCGCGCAGACGCGCGCGAACGCAUCGCCGGACGACAGCAGAGUGGCGGCAGUGUGCGUGUUCUCCUUCCCGGGGCCACGCGUCGGGAACGUCGGCUUCCGGUGGCGGUUCGAGCGGGAUCUCGGCGUGCGGGCGCUGCGCGUCGUGAACGUGCACGACAGGGUGCCCAAGGUGCCCGGCGUGUUCUUCAACGAGGUGGCGUUCCCGGAGCUCGUGCUGCGGGCGGUGGACAGGCUGGGUGUCGGUGGCGUGUACACGCACCUGGGCGUGGCGCUGGAGCUGGACCACAGGGCGUCGCUGUUCCUCAAGGAGACCUUGGACAUCUCGUGCUACCACAACCUGGAGGCGCACCUGCAUCUGCUAGACGGCUUCCGCGGCUCCGGCGAGGGGUUCGAGCUCCGAGGCAGGGACCCCGCGCUGGUGAACAAGUCGGCCGACUUCCUCCGGGAGGACCACAUGGUGCCGCCCGUGUGA
This is a messenger RNA of Miscanthus lutarioriparius, 1395 nucleotides long. NCBI's taxonomy places the organism in Eukaryota, Viridiplantae, Streptophyta, Magnoliopsida, Poales, Poaceae. The record is from the annotation of a GenBank genome assembly.